AUGGCUGAUAAUAAAGAAGACACAAAGGAAAAAAGAGAAGUAAAGCCAUUAAAUGAUGACAUUAAAAAAAAGAUCAAAAAGAAAACUUUAAAAGAAAAGCUGUGUUAUAUAAAAGAUAAUAUUACUGUGGAGCCAUUGUUAGCGGGCCUUAUAAUACCAAGUAUUAUAUCGAGAUUCGCAAUGAGCAAUUUCAACUUGGACAAAGCUUGUAGAGUCAAUCAACAGUUUGGCGAUGAAAUAUGUGAUGCUCUCAUUAAAAGAUCUACAAAUAACUAUUCUAGUUACGAAAAAGAAAUUCAAAAAUUAAUUUCGUCGAUAGAUAUUUGGAAAGGCGUUAUUCAUACGGCUCUACCUUGCAUUAUUAUUAUGUUUUUGGGUGCUUGGAGUGACAGAACUGGCAAGAGAAAAAUUUGUAUUUUAUUGCCAAUUUUUGGAGAAUUGGCAACUUCAGUAAGCAAUUUGAUCAAUGUUUAUUUUUUCUACGAAAUACCAAUCCAGGUUACAGUAUUUCUAGAGAUUAUUUUUCCGUCUAUAACUGGGGGUUGGGUGACUAUGUUCCUUGGAGUAUUUAGUUACAUCAGUGAUAUAACUUCUGAAGAGUCUCGGACAUUUAGAGUUGGUUUAGUGAAUUUUUGUAUGACUGCUGGUCUUCCUAUAGGUAUUGGAUUGAGUGGGAUCCUCUUACAGAAAAUUGGUUACUACGGAAUUUUUUCUAUGACGACCGUGCUGUUUGUUCUUAUUCUAAUGUAUGGAUGCUUCUGUUUAAAAGAAACUGAUGAAUUGCUUCGAGAGAAAGGUCUACCGGUGGUAGACCGCAAAGGGGAUCCCAGUGUAUCCUUCUUCAAUAUUUCACACGUGGUAGAUACUUUAAACGUUGCAACUCGGCGUCGACCAUCCAACAGACGUGUGAAAGUAAUUCUCACGCUUUUUAGUGUUUUCAUUUUAUACGGUCCUUCAAUGUCGGAACAUACGAUAUUUUAUUUGUUCGUAAGAAAUCGCUUGAACUGGGAUAUGGUGAAAUAUGGUCUCUUCACAAGCUAUUCUAUCGUACUUCAUUCCUUUGGAGCAAUGUUCUCGAUCGCGAUUCUGAGUAAACGUCUUCAAGUAGAUGACUCUUUCCUAUGUCUGUUGUCGAUCAGCAGCAAGUUUGUCGGUUCUAUUUGGACAGCUUUUGUUAAAACUGAUAUUGAGAUGUAUUUAGUUCCCGUGGCUGAAAUACUAAAUGCCACGACUAUUACGUCUCUGCGGUCGAUUAUUUCAAAACUAGUUGAAAAACAAGAAACUGCUAAAGUGAACUCAUUGUUUUCCCUAACGGAGACGCUUGCGUCUCUUGUGUUCCAUCCAUUCUACUCUUGGGUGUACAUGAAGACGCUUUAUACGCUUCCUGGGGCAGUAUUCCUCAUUAGUGCAGCUUUUAUUGUACCCGCUGUUUUUAUUCUCUUGUCCUUCUUUAUCCAGCACAGAAUAGAAUUGAAAAACGCUAGAAAAACCGCAUUAGAAGCUGAAGAAAAGAAGGAUAUAGAAACCGCAAGAUCAUCUAAAAGCAAUUACUUACCAGAAAGCAUAAAAAGAAUAGAUGAAGAUAUAAAGGGAAAACUUUCUUGA
Parnassius mnemosyne (clouded apollo) is the source of this 1605-nucleotide messenger RNA. The record is from the annotation of a GenBank genome assembly. NCBI's taxonomy places the organism in Eukaryota, Metazoa, Arthropoda, Insecta, Lepidoptera, Papilionidae.